Molecule: messenger RNA, 237 nt
Organism: Plasmodium gallinaceum
Lineage: Eukaryota; Apicomplexa; Aconoidasida; Haemosporida; Plasmodiidae
Product: conserved Plasmodium protein, unknown function
Exons: 2
Coding region: 1-237 (78 amino acids)
Source: RefSeq, a predicted model, not a curated record
AUGGAAGAUAAUAAAUGUGAUAACUCCUAUUCAACGAAAAAUAAGGUUACCGAAUUGUUAAAAUCACCAUAUGUAAAAUAUGGAACUUCAGAAAUUUUUUCUAAUGCCUCUAUGCAUUUUGAAAAACCAACACGAGAAGAAAAUAAAAAAUACCACAUUGAAUACUUAAAGGAUGGAACAGCUAUAUACUAUAAGCGAAAACCAGGAUAUAUAAAAAACUUCUUUUGUUGCUAUUAA